Messenger RNA from Columba livia (rock pigeon), 3948 nucleotides. RefSeq names its product astacin-like metalloendopeptidase. The transcript is spliced from 13 exons. Bases 1014 to 2240 code for a protein of 408 amino acids. The record is from RefSeq and is a predicted model, not a curated record. Gene Ontology annotation, molecular function: metalloendopeptidase activity; zinc ion binding. Gene Ontology annotation, biological process: proteolysis. Lineage: Eukaryota; Metazoa; Chordata; Aves; Columbiformes; Columbidae.
GGGUCUAGAGACAGAAUCUGUACCUUCUAUAAUUCAGUUUCCUUCUCUAUGCAUGGAAACUGUAGUCUAAUGCAAAACAAGUGUGUAUCAGAGAUGAGACAAUUCCCCAGAUACAGCACCUUCACCAGGCAGAGCUUUGCUGUGAGAAGAGGUUGUGACAAAAGGUUGCUGCAACAAGGGGCUCUGUGAUUGCUGGUUUACCUCCUGUAAGCAUUUCUUGCUAGGUCUGCUCACUGCUUCCUACAUCCACUUCUGCUGAAGUGCACUUCAGCGAGUAGCAGAUCUUUUAAUCAUUCUCAAAAGGAGCAAGUGCUGCUUAUGCUGCUGCUGUGUUUCUUCCCCUCUCUGACUGCUGGGCACAAAGCACCUAUAACUGUCAGACUGCCAGAAAUUAUAGAACACAGAAAACGUUCCUGAUGUUAUGAAACAUCAGGAAACACAGAGGGGGAAAUAAAAAUUCCACUUACAGAACCAUAAUCUGAGAAGAUGAAGGAUAUCUUCUCAGGGAAGACACAGGCAUGACCUCACUAGUGAUGUGUUGGAUGUUCCAAAGCAACAUGAUCCUGUCAUGACCUUCUGUGCUUUCUGUGACAUAAAGAAAAAAGUAAACUAUCAUCUGAAAUCUCACCAAUACAGUACUCUGGAAAGUUAUCCAGGCACAAGGUGGUGGCAAUCAAACUGAACACUUAGGGAAAGUUUCUUCCAAGAAACAGAGGAAGCACAUGGCAGCACAAGCAUGAGGGUGAUCCAGGUCUAGAGAGCAGGAUGAAUGAGAAUACGAAGACAAGGGAUGCUAUAGAUCAGAGUGACAGCAAUAGCAAAGCACCGGGAGAUGCCCAGAGGCCAAACUGGCUGUUGAGGACACAAAAGAAGUUGUUUCCUGCCUGCAUCCCCAUUGGCUGGUGCAGAUUUUUCAGCCCUGGCAGGGCAGGCUCUGCUAGUAUAUCUAGCCGGCAGCACUCCUGAACGGGCAGAGAAAAAGGCAAGCGCUGGUGGUCUCUCAAGGCUGGAGAAUGGACCUGAAGAUGUUCCCAGUCUUCACUGCAUUUCUGCUUCAUGCUGCCCUGGGCUUCCCUAUUCAGGAGGCCUAUGAAAACAGCACAACAACAACAGAACCUACUGAGGUUACUACACAAGAGGAUAUAUAUGAAUCUCCGUUGCCUACAGAUACUGACUUUGAGGAUGAAGUUGUUUUUAACAGAAUUCUGGACGUUAACAAAGCGAGUUCUCAGUACCUGCAAGAAGGUGACAUAGUUCCACAAAGAAGUCGCAGUGCCAUCAAUUGUCGCCAAUGCAAAUGGCCCCAGUCCAGCGAUGGGAUUGUUCGUAUUCCCUAUGUCUUGGAUCCAGCUUACGAGGAGAGCCACAUAAAGGGGAUUCAAGAUGCCAUGGCAGAAUUUGAAACACUGACUUGUAUUAAUUUUGUGAAGCGCAAGACAGAACGUGACUACCUCAACAUUAGAUCUGUUGAUGGCUGCUGGUCCCACUAUGGGAAAGUAGGAGGUGGACAGACCGUUUCUGUGAUGAAAGGAGGCUGCAUGUGGAAAGGAAUAAUUCAGCAUGAACUGGACCAUGCUCUGGGCUUUUUGCACGAACAUUCUCGAAGUGACAGGGAUAAUCAUGUAAAGAUCAUGUGGGAGUACAUCAGUCCAUCUGACAGGUCAGACUUCAGGAAGUUUGAAAACUCCAAUAACUUGGGUCUUCCAUAUGACUAUUCCUCAGUAAUGCACUACGGCCCGUACACAUUUACUAAUACCUCUGGGCAAGCAACUAUUGUACCAAUUCCUGAUGAAUCAAUACACAUUGGACAGAGGCAGGGACUGAGCAACUUGGACGUGGCUAAAAUCAACAAACUUUACAAUUGCAGUCGCUGCAGCACUAUUCUGGAUGCAGCAUCUGGGUUACUGAGAUCUGCCAACCACCCAAGGAAUUACUCAGAUAACACCAACUGUGUCUGGCUCAUCCGAACCCGAUCCAGAAAGAUUACCUUGCACUUUCAAGCCUUUGACCUGCAGAGAACCAAAGGCUGUCAGGGUGAUUAUGUUAAAGUUUAUGAUGGAUCCAGCAAGUCUUCUGCAGUUCUAAUGGACAAGACCUGUGGAUCGAAGUUACCCAAUGAUGUAGUUGCUUCUGGCAGUCUUAUGCUCGUAGAGUUCGUCACAGAUGGUGCUGAUACAGCUUCUGGUUUCCAAGCCGUCUUUACCUCUGAGAAGACUCAAAGAAGAGCUGGCAACAACUGAUGUAAUGAAGAAGAACCUAUUUUGUGAAUAUUGAAAUUAUGUGUUUCUUACUUUGCUCCUGUCCUGGUUUGGAUCAGUAUCAAAUUUAAUUCUAAUAAGAAUCUAAGUCUUCAUCUUACUGAGAGAGUUUAUUCCUCAAGCCAUACGAAUGUAUGAAUUCUAUACAUCCAGCGUGCUACCCUUUUGUCUGCACAAUUAAGUUAUUACCUCUUUCUAUUUAACAAUUGAAUAAAAAGCUUCAUAAAAAAUGUUUCUAUUUCUGUUUUCCAGUAGUCCUUUCCAGCCAUACACAUUAUGUGGUCUUAUACCACUGACAUCAUCAUAGGUCUGGUUAGCUGGCUGAAGAGACCAGCUCAAAACUUUACAAAUUCAUUUUAUGACCUUCACAGUCUUUCACGUCUUAGAUGCAGCCUCUUUUCCCAGCCUAAAAUUCAAACUUCCAAAAAUGACAUCUCCCUUAACAAUCCUCCUAUACCAUAAAUUGCAAGAAAGAGGGAGAAGACAAGCGUGUUGCCAGUAAAGGACUGGUACUUCUGUUGUGGUUUUCCUUGUACAGCUCCAGUAGGAAGGGGCCAGCUAAGGGUGCUUGUUUACCCACAAGCCAUUUUUAGUCCACCAAUACAGUUAAACCUAUCACAGGACAAAAGGUGGACUAGAUAAUGCCCCCAGAGUCAGGCAAGCAGCCCAACUCUCUGAUCUCACAAGGAUAGAGAGCUGUAAGAGUGGUGGAGCUCCUGGAGACUUCGUUUCAUAGCCUUUGCCUGCAAUCACACUUUUAAAAUGACGUCCUCUUGACCAUGUCAAGCCUGUAAAAGAUCUGAGAACUAAAUAGGCUGUUAUUUUACUCUUGUAGCGUAGACAGACAGUAUAACAUAUGACUAACCUGUGUAUUUAAUACUUGUAUAUUCAGGACUGAAAAAAAAUCAAAUGCUUUUCCUGUUCUUACUCUGUAACACUAGGAAUCUUGGUAUUUUUCUCAUAGAAAUACAUUUCUAGAAAAGGACAGUGGGAAAUCCAUUUGAAUCUCAGAGUAAAAUUUAUACAGCAAAUGCCAAAUUAUUAUUUAUUUUUUUUUUUAAUAUAUGCACUAAUAAGACUCAGUUUGCAAGAAUUUGCUCAAAGCCCUGUCUGUAUUUAUACUAUUUGAUGAAUAAUCACUCACUUCCUCAUGUUAGAAAAAUUAUAAUACCAUUGACAAUCGCUUCUUUAUCCACAGUGGCUGUUGCAAAUGCCUCUGAAGACAGAAAUUUUGAGACUGCUUUAGAACAAACAUUUCAUCAGUUCUUUAGAUGCUGCAAAACAGGUUCAGCUCCUGGUACAUUGUUCUAGUUACUCUCAGCAGUCAAGUGUUGCUAUCAAUACAUCACAAAAGGAGUAGUACUUAAGAAAUAUUGUUAAAUAUGCAGUUCUAGAGAAAAAUAUUUGACAGCUGUGAUUCCCAAUAACCUACAAAACAAAGUGGAGGAAAUAAUAAUGCAAAGCCAGAAUCAAUGGACAGAUCAGUGAGUAGCAACAUGCUUUUCUGGAGAGGAAUUUCAGGUGGGUUUAAGGUGUUCCAUAGGGUGAUGAAAAGACAGGUUCAGGUGACCUAGGUUCUUGUGCUUCGAGGAGGGAUACAUCAGAUGAGAUUUGUGGAAAAGAGACAUGAAAUACUGUUGGCAAUGACUGAGAAUUUAAUAAAGCUGUGAUCAUCUGUGUAUUGCUAAAA